Molecule: messenger RNA, 2199 nt
Organism: Jatropha curcas
Lineage: Eukaryota; Viridiplantae; Streptophyta; Magnoliopsida; Malpighiales; Euphorbiaceae
Source: RefSeq, a predicted model, not a curated record
AGAGGAGGGUGAGUAGAGUUUUUUCUGUUGAUAACCGAUCAGUCAUAAUCGGUUUCACGGUUUUUCUUUCAAUUUCUAAAUCCAUUCUUUGAAAAGGAAAAUUAUAAAAAUAAGAAUCCGCCAAACAAGACGAAGAGAAAGAAGAAGGAGAAGAAGAAGAAGAAGAAGCUUAGCAUGGGAAUAGCUGUAUUUCAGAGAAGACGAAGAAGCAGGAGACUCUGGAUUUCAGGCGAACCUCCUACGUUCUACCACUCUUCACUUAAUUACUACUUAAUCUAAACAAAAACCAGUUCCCCUUAUCCUCUUUUCUCCUUUUUUUUUUUUUUUUUCUCUCUCAGAACUCAAUUCAAUACCUCUUCCAUAUUCAGGAAUUCCAGUACAGAAAAAGGAAAAUGGAUACGACGUCGUCUAUAAGAUCCGUCGAUCAGGCCGUCGAGGAGAUCAUGAGAAUUCACAGAUCGUUGCCGCCGAGACCAGGACUGGACGAGGUGGAGGCCGCUAAGGCAUUGAUUCUAAACGUGGACAAAGAAGACCAGUCCAGACUCGAAGCCAUUUCUAGGCAAACCAAAAGCCCUGAUGUACCAGAAGAGCUAUUUAUUAUCUUGCAAGAGAUGCAGAAGAAUUCGGUUUACUUCCAAAGCAGAGAGCAGAAGAGGGAGGCCUUGAAAUUGCUCGAUCUCGAAAAUAUUCACGCUCUAUUCGAUGAAUAUAUCCAGAGAGCUUCCAAAUGCUUGCCUCCUUCUUCUGCUUCUUCUCCUUCUAUUUCGUCUACUUAUGCUAAUGGCUCUGCUUCCACAGUUUCCAGUAGUGGUUUCUCUACAUCUAGUUUGGCGGCUUCUUCUAUUGGUAAAUCAUCUAUUACUGCAUCGCCGAACGUGUACUAUUCUGAGCAAAAUCCUAUGAGGACGACAGAAUUGUUUACCAGAGAUGAUAGCUAUGUGAAGAAAGCUAAGUCGUCAUUUUACUCUGAUGGAAUUAGUGGAGGAACUAAGCCUCAGAUAGUGGAUUCCACUCUAAAGACUACUGCAACUAAUUCAAGUCAAGAUGGUGAUAAGUUGAGUCUAAUAAAGCUUGCUAGUUUAAUUGAAGUCUCUGCCAAGAAAGGCACUCGAGAUCUCAAUCUCCAAAACAAGUUGAUGGAUCAGAUUGAAUGGCUACCUGACUCAAUUGGCAAGUUGUCAAACUUGGUUUCCUUGGACUUGUCAGAGAACAGGAUUGUCGCCCUGCCAGCCACUAUUGGAGGACUUUCUUCUUUGACAAAGUUGGAUUUGCAUUCCAACAGGAUUUCUGAACUCCCAGAAUCUAUUGGAGAUCUUCUUAGCCUAGUCUUUUUGGACCUCAGGGCUAACCAGUUAUCAUCUCUGCCUGCUACAUUUAGCAGAUUGGUACGCCUUCAGGAACUUGAUUUGAGCUCAAAUCGUCUAUCUUCACUUCCAGAAUCUAUUGGUUCACUCAUUAGCCUGAAGAAAUUAAACGUGGAGACGAAUGACAUUGAAGAAAUUCCACACACCAUUGGUCGCUGUUCUUCACUAACGGAGAUUCGUGCAGAUUAUAACAGGCUUAAGGCGCUCCCAGAAGCUGUAGGAAAGAUAGAAACCCUAGAGUUUCUGUCUGUCCGUUAUAAUAACAUCAAACAAUUACCUACAACUAUGUCAUCUCUAUUAAACCUGAAGGAGCUCGAUGUGAGUUUCAAUGAGCUUGAGUCAGUGCCUGAGAGCUUGUGUUUCGCUACCUCGCUUGUGAAGAUGAAUGUAGGAAACAAUUUUGCUGAUCUACAAUAUCUACCAAGGUCUAUUGGGAACCUUGAGAAUCUGGAAGAGUUGGACAUUAGCAAUAACCAGAUACGAGUCCUUCCAGACUCUUUCAGGAUGCUCACACGUCUACGUGUCCUACGUGCAGAAGAAAAUCCUUUAGAAGUGCCACCAAGACAUAUAGCUGAAAAAGGUGCCCAGGCAGUUGUUCAGUACAUGGCCGAACUUUUUGAGAAGAGGAAUGUUAAAACACAGCCUACAAAGCAGAAAAAGAGCUGGGCGCAGAUCUGCUUCUUUUCUUCAAAGUCUAACAAAAGGAAGCGCAAUAGCAUGGACUAUGUGAAAGCUUGAGUUGCAAGAAUUGUAAAACGAUACGUAACACGACUUUUACGUUGGGUUUUAGCAGUUGUAAAGGAGAGAGAUCUCAGUGCAACAGAAAAGAAAACAU